UUAGAUAAUAAUUGCAUUAAUAACUCGCUUAUAUCAGUGUGUUUCCUGACGCUAAUCGCAGUGCUUUUGGAAUGACGCUGUAGUCAGCUAACUAAAGUAGCUUUGUGAUAAGGUGCAGCAUGAUUCUACAAACAAAGAGGCUGUUUGUUCUCGAUGGAGCCAGAAGAUCAUGUCUCUGAUACUAUUUGCCUUUUUGGUCCGGGUCAGGGAUGGACUUCCCCUGUCAGCCUCCACAGACUUUGAACACAACCGGGAGCUUCAGGAGAAGAAGCAGCAGCUCAGGACAAUCAGCAAGUCUCUGGCGCACUUCCCUGACUGUGGCAUUAUUAAGGGCCAACAGCUUAACAUAUACUUCGUCUCUUCAGAGGAUGUAUCCUACAUGAGCGUGUGCCACUGCAGCUUGCCUGUCGUUAAAGCCUUCUGCUUCCUGGAAGAUUUGCGCUGGGAGUUCACAGCUUGCAUCAGCAGCAGUGACGUUGCCUUGGCUGCCAGGCCAUAUCCAUUUUUGGAAUUUGACAGCACAAUUCAGAAACUGAAGCAGCAGUACAACCGCAGUGGUGGUCCAGCUCUUGAAGUGACUUUGGCAGAAGUUGAAGAGAAUCUACGAGUCCGUCCUCCAAAAGAAAUUAACUUAGAUGAAGUGGAGUUUAACAAUGGUAUUGCGAAUGGCCACACAGAGCACAGCGCUGCAUCGGGACAUAAUCAGAGGCUUGAACCAGUGUCAGCUCCAGGCAUCCUCUCACUUGUUCUUAACAUCUUAUGUGCAUCUUUAAAUGUGAUCCGGGGGGCGCACCUCAUGGAGAACACAUUCCAGGAUGACUAUGAAGGCAUUUGUAAUGUCGUGGCGUUUUUCUUGGCGUUUCUCUGCUGUGUAUUCCAGUGCCACCUCUACCUUUUCCACUCCCCUCUGAAGAAGAUGAAGUCCUUCGCUCUGCUGAGUGUGAUCGUCCUAUGCAACUCGUACCUGCUGGGCAUGAGGAACACGUGGCAGCUCGUCUUCCACGUUUCCGUGGCUUCCUUCUCCACCGUUCUCACUCUGAUGCGCAAACUUCAAGACAGAGUCGGUGACUGUGGGGUCUGAGGACAUGUUUGUCAGGAAAAUCAGGGAAUUUAAAGUUAAAAUCAUGUGGAUUUAAACAAUUCGUACUUUUAUUGUCGCCACAGAAACUUUUUAGUGUUUACUCCUGUUUUCUUGUUAGGGAAGUGAUUAUUUAUUUCUGGAUUAUUUGAAGUAUUUGAGUAACUUCAGCUCUGUAAGUCGAACAAAAGAUGAAGGAGUUUGUCUGUCCAGCUUGCAGACCAAAGUUUUUCAGUUCUGUUGGUGUCUUAAAGCUACAAUCUCACUUCGCUUCAGUGCUUUUCAAUGUAACAUCUUUAAUUUUUUAUGUUCACAAAAACACUUUGUGAUUGUCAAAAAGUUAUUUAAAUGUAGUCAUAGGAAUAAAAACAUUUUAUAGAAAAAAAAAUACAUGUGUAUUAGAAUGAAGGAUAGUGGGAAACGCUGCUUCUUUUUUGUAUUUUUCCAGAUAAACUCCUCUUUAUACAAGCGUAGAACUUUGAAAGGGAUUUGUGAAUGUGUGUUUGAAAUUUUCAUUGAUUUAACGAAAUGCUCAGCUGCUCUACAUAUUUAAAUGGUAUAUAAAUAGGCCUCACAGUUAAAUGGGGAUUUCAAUCCGUUCAAGUUUAAAAGAUCAAAAUAUUAGUUCUUAAGUCUUAAUUUUAAAUGUAAGGAAAAGAAAGAUAAAUGAACUGUUUCAUAGAUAAAUAUAAUCUGCACUGAUAUUUAAAGUUUUUAUUUUUUAUUGGGGGGCAUUUGAUUUAUGGUAUUUGCUUGAUUUGUUUACUGUAGUAAAGUAAAACAUUUUUUUUUUUCCUUUAAUCGUUUAAACCUUUGGUUCCUGCUUUAAAUUGUAGUGCUGCUUCAUAAAAACAAAAGUAUUUCUGUUUUAAUAAAAUGAAUACAUCAUCUGUUUUUAAUAAAGAACAAAGAGGUUUAUUACACAGGAUGUCCAAUAUUUAUUUUUUUUCUUUUGAAAACUGGUAAUAUCACUGACACCAUAGAAUCUAUACUUUUUCAUGUUUAUUAUUAAUUUCUAAUAAAACUAUUUCUGUUUUUGUUUUUUUUGUUUUUUGGCUCACAGUUUUUGUUGUGAUGCAAUAAUUAUUUAAUUGAUUAAGUUUUAAGUAUAUAUGUCAGGAUUUUGAUACAGACAUUAAAAAAAAAUAAUACAAUCCUUUUUUUUAUUUCUGUUAACAUUUAUUUUGAUAUACAGUAUAUUUAAAUGCAACUUUGGUGGAGUUUACAUGUAUUUUCUCCAGCUCUCCAGCAGAUGGAGCCCUCUCACUUCAUUGUUGAGAGUUGGAGGAUUUCUCUGAUGACCUUCCACUGAUAAAGCUUUGCUGGAGACCUAGUAGGGAGCCAGUUCAUCACCCAAGUUGAAGUCAAAAAGCCCCUCAGUGGGAAGGCUCCAGAGGUGGAUGAGUCUCUGGAAGUUAUAGGGGUGUUUUGGGUGACUCUUCUUUACUACAUUGUGAGGAUAAAACCUCUUGACUGGCAGUCUGAAGUCAGUGGUGAGGACAGGAAGGUGUUUUUCAACUUUAGUUUGAUCACAGUACUCUGCCUUUCUUGGAAAGGCAGGUUAAUCUAUGUUCCUGUCCUCACCUAUAUUCAUGAGCUUUAAGUUAUAUUUUACUAAAAUAAUAAGAUCCCAGAUACCAACACAUUGUCAUUCCCGAGUCAUCACACAUUGACAUUAAGAAACGUCAAAAAACGAUGAGUUGGGUACAACCAAAACAUAAAUUUUAGACGGUUUGGUUGUACCCAACUCGUCGUUUUUUGACUUUUUUGGCUCUAAGUAAGCAGUAAAAUAGGGAUGUGUGGUUUUUUGAAAAAAAAAAAA
Molecule: messenger RNA, 2900 nt
Organism: Oryzias melastigma (Indian medaka)
Lineage: Eukaryota; Metazoa; Chordata; Actinopteri; Beloniformes; Adrianichthyidae
Gene: sec22c
Product: SEC22 homolog C, vesicle trafficking protein
Exons: 7
Coding region: 170-1081 (303 amino acids)
Biological process (GO): endoplasmic reticulum to Golgi vesicle-mediated transport
Source: RefSeq, a predicted model, not a curated record